CAGAGCACUGAGGAUUUCAGAAGGAGAUCCCAGUUUGCCUCUCUCUCUUCUGAUAGCCGUCCUUGAAAUUCUGUGCCACCAUGGUGCGUGCCUGUGGCCUACUCACUGGCCAAGACAAACCAGUGGCAUUGAAAAGCAUCUCUGUGAUGUUAUCCAUCAAUGAGUUUGUGGCUGGUGUGUCUGCAACCUUAAACUAUGAGAAUGAGGAGAAAGUCCCUUUGGAGGCCUUCUUCGUAUUCCCCAUGGAUGAAGACUCUGCUGUCUUUACUUUUGAGGCCUUGGUGGAUGGAAAGAAAAUUGUGGCAGAAUUACAGGACAAGAUAAAGGCCCACAGCAAAUAUGAGGAUGCCCUUGCCCAGGGCUACCAGGCCUACUUACUGGAAGAGGAUGCAUGCUCUAGGGAUGUCUUCCGUUGCAAUGUGGGGAACCUCCAGCCUGGGUCAAAGGUGGCACUCACACUGAGGUAUGUGCAGGAGCUGCCACUGGAAGCAGAUGGGGCCCUGCGCUAUGUGCUCCCAGCUAUCCUGAAUCCUAGAUACCAUCUCUCUGAUAGGACAGAAGACAGUUGCCUGGAUAUGAAGACCCCUAUAGUCGCUUUAGAGGACCUGCCCUAUACACUCAGCAUGGAUGCCACCAUCACUUCCCAGCAUGGCAUUGAGAGGGUCCAAUCCAACUGCCCCUUGCAUCCUAUUUUGUACCAUGGCAAUGAUAAGACUUCUGCUCAGGUUUCCUUGGCUGAAGGACACAAGUUUGAUCAGGACGUUGAGUUCCUGAUUUACUACAGUGAGGUGCACAGCCCCAGUGUAGCUGUGGAGAUGGGGAUGCCUGACAUGAAUCCAGAUUCUUUGAUGGGAGAUCCAUGUGCAAUGGUGAGUUUCUAUCCAGAUAUCCCGGAAAUUGAAGCAUCAACAGCCUGUGGAGAAUUUGUCUUCCUCAUGGACCGUUCAGGAAGCAUGCAGUGCCCCAUGGGUAAACAGGAUAGAACUCAGCUGCGCAUAGAUGCUGCCAAGGAAACACUGAUUCUGCUGCUGAAAAGUUUGCCUAUGGGCUGUUAUUUCAACAUCUAUGGAUUUGGAUCUUCAUAUGAGGCAUUCUUUCUGGAGAGUGUGAAGUAUACUCAGAAAACAAUGGAGGAGGCAGUGGAGAGAGUCAAGCUUAUGUCAGCAGAUCUAGGGGGCACUGAAAUCUUAACACCACUCCAGGACAUUUACAGGGGACCCUCCAUCCCAGGCCACCCCCUUCAGGUUUUUGUCUUCACAGAUGGAGAAGUGACUGACACUUUUAGUGUAAUUAAAGAAGUUAAGUUCAACAGCAAGAAACACAGAUGCUUCUCAUUUGGUAUUGGAGAAGGUGCCUCUACCAGCUUAAUAAAAAACAUAGCCCGGGUAUCAGGGGGCACUUCAGAAUUUAUCACAGGCAAGGACAGAAUGCAGUCCAAGGCCCUUAGGAGUCUGAAGCGUUCUCUUCAGUCCGUGGUAGAGGACAUCUCUCUGAGCUGGGAUUUGCCUCCUGAUCUGUCUGUCAGUAUGAUUUCCCCAGAACAGACAGUCAUCUUUAGUGGGCAGAGGUUAAUCGCCUAUGCCCAGCUAACUGGGAUACUGCCAGACACUGAGGCUGUAGGAGAAGUAUGCCUCAAAUACAAGUUCCAGGGCAAGAGUUUUGAAGAAAAGGUAAAAUUUUCUGUGCAACCCAAGCUGGAUGCCAAUCUCACCAUUCAUCGUCUUGCCGCAAAGUCCUUAAUCCAAACCAAAGACUUGGGCUUCAGAGAGACCCCAGCAAGAGAUAAGAAAGAGGUGAUGAACCUCAGCAUUGCAUCUGGAGUCAUGAGCUCCUUCACAGCAUUCAUUGCCAUAAACAAGGAGCUCAAUCAGCCACUACAGGGGUCUCUGGCUUACAGGGAAAUUCCAAGACCAGUUCUGUCAUGUUCUACCUCUCUGAGGUCCAAACAAUAUAGUCAAGCUUUGGCACUGACUUCUUCGUCUUCAUUUCGGAAUGCAAGGAAUGUGGCUUGCUGCGCAACUAUGACAUACAAGCAGAAUGGCAAACCACAAGCUCCUAGUCAUGCCAAGAAGAAUUUCCAAUACUCCACCCGUCAGAUGGGAACAACUUAUUCUUCCACCAAUAUGACCAAUUUACAAGGUAACCAUAAAGUCUUUGGAACAAAUGAUCUCGUGCAGCUGAUUUACCUCCAAAAUGCAAAUGGUUCCUGGGAUCUAGAUGAAGGUCUAGCCAAGGUCCUCCGUAAGAGAUUGGAAGACAUUCAGGCUGCACACCCUGCUGAGUGUGUGGAUUCCAAUACCUGGGCCACAGUCCUGGCUGUGCUUUGGCUGCAUGCCAACGGUAAGGACAUGAAGUGUGAGUGGGACCUUCUGGAAAGGAAGGCUGUGGCCUGGAUUUGCAAAAAUGCAAGCUCUACCAUACCCAUGCUUGUGAAGGUUGGUAACACUUUCCUGAAGUCAUCUGUGAAUCCUGGUAUUUUUGCCAUCUGAGGAGUCUGUCAAGAAAAAGAAUGACCUUUCUCUGGGUCCCUUUGGACAUGAUCAUCUUUUCCCAGUAUGAUGCUUAUGACAAGUUAUUAUAGUCCCAGACCUGUUCCCUUUCUUAGAGUGGUUCAAUUAUUGAGAGUACUAAAAACUACACAUAUAUUAAUGCUCCUUGUAGGUUUUUCCAAUGAUCAGAUGAAAAACAGAGAACAGGGACUUCACACAAAGACUGCAGCACUUAUGUUAGGAAAUAUCUGAAUUAGAAAAUUCUCUGCAUUGUCUUUGUCUAUUCAUUUUUUAUUUUAUAUACUUGCCAGGAUCAUAUUGGUAAGCUUUAAAGUUUUCCAUUUGUAGAAAGAGGUGUUGAAGGAAAGUUGAAAGCCAGUAUCAGGUUCAAUGUAACUUCAAGAUACAAAGAUUCAAGGUUUCACUGGAAGCAUGGCACUGUUGAGGACCUUCUCGAUUAGUUCUUCUUGGUCUUUGUCAUCUGCUACUACUUGGUUUUCUUCUUAGUGACAAAUCUAGUUGGCUUGAGUAGUACUUGUUGGAGGCAGAUAUUCUCCUUAGUUUCUAAUCAUCACAUAAAAGGAUUUAAUGAAAUUUUAAACUUAGCCUGUAUACAUAAGAUCUCUUAAGUCAGGCUAUGAUCUACUUUAAUGAAAGACAAAGUUAAUGGCAGUUAUGCUUGAGAACUGAACAUGAACUUCUCACCAUUUAAGCA
This is a messenger RNA of Castor canadensis (American beaver), 3204 nucleotides long. RefSeq names its product von Willebrand factor A domain containing 5A (gene Vwa5a). NCBI's taxonomy places the organism in Eukaryota, Metazoa, Chordata, Mammalia, Rodentia, Castoridae. The record is from RefSeq and is a predicted model, not a curated record.